CAUAUGCUACAGUAAGCCGCGCAGCCCAUCAACCCGUGGGCCGUGACAGUCCCCGUCGCCAGCGACUCACCACGUUCACGCAGGCGCGCUUCAUUUUCUUCGCUCUUCAGCGUGGAGAUAAAUAGCCGCAGCUAGCGCCUCCAAUCUUCUCACACUGCCUGCAGAAGCAGUCGGCGAGCUAGUCAGUGCCAUGGCGAGACCACGAGCAGUGGCAGAGCCCCUCCGCUUCCUCUUCCUCCUCGCCUUCGCCGCCGGCGCCGCGGCCGCCACAGCAGACGCGCUGGCGCCCGCGGCGGCGAGGAGGCCGCCCGCGGCGACGGCGGCGGGGUGCCGGCGCGGGGAGCUAGUGGUGCGGCAGCGCGCGACGGGGCGCACGGUGGAGGGGAAGCCCGAGUACGCGGUGGAGGUGCGGAACGCGUGCCGGUGCGCGCAGUCCCGGGUGGUGCUCCGCUGCUACGGGCUGAGCAGCGUGGAGGCCGUGGACCCGCGCGCCAUCCGCGCCGUGGACGGCGAGCGCUGCCUGCUCCGCGGCGGGCGCGCGCUGGCGCCCCGCGGCGGCGCCGUGCGCUUCACCUACGCGUGGAUGACGCCGCAGGACUUCCCGCUCGUCAGCUCCACGCCGCACUGCUAACAGUGCUAGCUAGCCUACUAGCUAGCUAGCUAGCUGCACACCCAUCCCAAUUCUCAUCUGGAUGAGCUCCUCCCAUAGCUUCCUACUGAUUCAGCAAGCAAGAUCAGCUGAUGACCGAUCGAUCGAUUGAGUUGCAAGUAUAAUUAAACGACCUUGAUUAGUUGAUAGGUUCAUUUGUGGCAAGCUUUGUUUAGACUUGGAGAGUGAUUUGGUUCCAUUAUGGGUUUGUACUGCCUGUUGUUAACCUUGCGUUAUAAGUGUGCUUUUUGUGCUAUCUCUGGCUCAUAAUUUUGUGACUCUCGAGAGGAGAAGAAAAUGACUUUUUAGGUGGAUUGGAUU
Molecule: messenger RNA, 970 nt
Organism: Panicum virgatum (switchgrass)
Lineage: Eukaryota; Viridiplantae; Streptophyta; Magnoliopsida; Poales; Poaceae
Exons: 1
Coding region: 191-631 (146 amino acids)
Biological process (GO): cell fate determination
Source: RefSeq, a predicted model, not a curated record